This is a messenger RNA of Radiomyces spectabilis, 671 nucleotides long. RefSeq lists its product as uncharacterized. The transcript is spliced from 2 exons. Bases 170 to 562 code for a protein of 130 amino acids. The record is from RefSeq and is a predicted model, not a curated record. NCBI's taxonomy places the organism in Eukaryota, Fungi, Mucoromycota, Mucoromycetes, Mucorales, Radiomycetaceae.
ACGAAGUGAUCGAUAGGAACGUCAAUCGUCCGGAAGAAGGAAGAAAAAGUAAAAAAAAAAAGGGGGGAACGCUAGGAAAGAUAAAAAAAAAGUUGAAAGAGUAAAAGUAGUAGAAGAGGAAAGGAGAAGAAGGGAAAGAAAAAUAAAAUGACGGUGACACGAGUAAGGAAUGGCUCGUUUUUUCCUCUUUGUCUUCUUUUUUUACCCUUUUGCAACAAUGCCAAGCCGAGUGAAUGUGGCUUUUAAAGUUUUUGCUCCCGCGCCACAUCCUAAAAAUGCAAACCAAUCCUCAUCAUUGCUUUUCAAUCUACGACAUCCCACGGCAAUGCAUCUUUUCAGUCGGGGGUGGCAAAGCAAUCAGCAGUGGAAUUCGGGCGGGGCUUUUUCUUUUUUUUUUUUUUUGCUCACAGCUCAACCAAAAAGAAAAAGACUCUGGACUCAAUCCACGGCAUCCAAUCCCGAAUCAAAAGUGUCGGCUAUUGAAAUGAAAAAUGAAAAGCGGAAGUUCCUCGUGGCGCGGAUGAUAUGGGCCAAAUCGGACUUGUUCUUCAUCCUUGAUUGAGCUUGAUGGGAAAAAAGAUAUAUAUAUGUAUAUAAAGAUGAAUAUCAAGGGCAGAAAUCAGGAGUAAGGGAAAAUGGAAGGAACCAAAAGUCAAUCGAGAUUGGUUCGU